This is a messenger RNA of Meyerozyma guilliermondii ATCC 6260, 567 nucleotides long. RefSeq names its product Moh1p (gene MOH1). The coding region runs from base 1 to 567 and encodes 188 amino acids. The transcript has a single exon. Gene Ontology annotation, cellular component: ubiquitin ligase complex. The record is from RefSeq and is a predicted model, not a curated record. Lineage: Eukaryota; Fungi; Ascomycota; Pichiomycetes; Serinales; Debaryomycetaceae.
AUGGGGCUCAAGUACGCAAACUACUUUGACAACGACAAGUACGAGGUGUCGGACACCGAAAUCAUCAUCUGCAAGCAAUGCUCGUCGCACCUUUGUCUCUCGCAUUUGGUGAUUUCCGAUGGGUUCCGCGGCUCUACCGGUCCUGCCUACUUUGUAGACCAGCUCAUCAACUACUGGGCUGAUCCGGUUCCUCGCGACAAGGUGAUGCGGACGGGAACUUAUCUCAUCAAAGAGGUGCGGUGCAACCAAUGUAUGACUGCAUUGGGUUGGAUGUACAAUAAGGCAUACGAUGACCACGAAAGCUACAAAGAAGGCAAGUUUGUCAUCGAGCAAGAGUACAUCAAACUGAUACCCAACAAUUCCGGCACUCGCGCAUUAUGGGAACAAGCUCGUCGCAACAGUCAUCGGCGUCGAUCGUCGGCUCUGUCUGGGGGAAUUUCUAUUGACGAUUUGCAUUCCCCACACGAGUUUCUGUUUGGAUCUUCCAACUGUAAGCUCAAGUCGUACUCGGCAAGAUUGCGAGAAAAGGCGGUCGAUGAAGACGACGAAGUAUUUGUCGAUGUUUAG